Nematolebias whitei (Rio pearlfish) is the source of this 1511-nucleotide messenger RNA. RefSeq names its product FAM161 centrosomal protein B (gene fam161b). The record is from RefSeq and is a predicted model, not a curated record. Lineage: Eukaryota; Metazoa; Chordata; Actinopteri; Cyprinodontiformes; Rivulidae. The coding region runs from base 1 to 1401 and encodes 466 amino acids. Gene Ontology annotation, biological process: cilium organization. The transcript has 9 exons. Gene Ontology annotation, cellular component: cilium.
AUGAAGAGCUCCACUUGUGGAUCUGCUCUGACUUCAGACAACAGGACUUCCAAUAAAUUGAAGCCUAAACUGUGUGCUGUAGCUUCAACCCCCCAGAAGAACCGCUCUUCCACAGCUCAGCCCUGUGAACGAUUUGCUUCGUCUAAAACGACCCAGCAGAGCAAAGAGGAGGAGGACGAGGCCGAGUGCAAGAAGAAGUUCUGCGCCGUCCCUGUUCCGGUUCGUGUCAUCCAGCCCAUCUACCACGAGAUGAUGGAGCUGAGGGAGAAGGAGAGAAAACAUGGCUGUGAGCAGAGAAAGCUGCUCUUACUCUCCACCCAGAAACCUUUCAGCUUUGAGGAAAGAGAAAAGAACAAAAAGGAGGAGCUGAUUAAAACUUUAAACCAAGUUCCUAAAAACAGUAUUUGUGUUAGAAAAACACACAAAGCCAUAAAGGAUUCAGCAGAGUUAAAAGUUUUUCAUGACCAGGAGGAAGUUUGUACAAAAGUCUACAAUCGAAUGGCAACGAGGCAGGGGAACUCAGCUCAGACUCAGGGCCUCACAAUCCGCUCUGCCGACCUCAGCAGGAAGCAAAAGCUGGGGUUCUUGAACGAGAAGCCGAGCUUCCAGCCUAAAAUCAUCCAUAAGGUCCCAAACUUCAGCCGGCUGCACAAGGCCCUGCGGACAGAAGCGCCGGACAGAACGCAGAGAAAAGAGGCAACAACGUGUCAACCCUUUUUCUUGAGGACGUCAGCUCUACCUGCCAAGAAAAACGCGGAGAGUCCAGAAACCUCACAGGUACCUAAAUUCAGUGAUCUUAGGAGAAGCAGGUCACUUGGAGCUGUACCGCUGAUACCUGCCGACACUCUCCCCACGUACAUCACAGAUGCUGCGAGGCAGCGCUGCACGGCCAUCAGAAAAUCGAUGGAGUUAAGGGAAAGUAAGAAUCAAGAAACGACCGACUGGUUGACGAGCUACAAGAUGAGAUCCCAGGCCAUGAAGAAGACUGUAGUCCUUCACGCAAAGUUCCUGGACCCCCACAGCAGCUUAAAAGACGUGUAUAGUGAAAAUUUAAAGCGCCAUCGAGAGGCCGAUCAGCAGAGAACGAGAGAAUACAUGAGAGAACUACAGGACAUGAAGGCUCGAGUCAGUGAACGCCCUUAUUUGUUUGAACAGGUGAAACAGAGAAAUGAAAAGGCCCGUGCAGAGCAGGCAUACAGGAGCAAACUGCAGAAGGCUGGGUUAGAGGAGAAGUUUGUUGAAGAAACCGGGGAAUCAUUCAGAUCUGAGGAUGACUCAGAAACUAACGACUCCAGCACUGACGACGAAAAGCAAAGCAGGGAAGAAAAUGUAGACGACGGGGAGAAAAUUGAAGAUGUGGAAGAGGAGAGCGUGAAGUCCAGAGGGGAAGAAAUGCCAUGAUCAAAAAGGAGGAGCUGUGGCUUGCUGAAGCUGUGGAGCAGAAGAGAGAGAUCCCUUUUUUCUCCUUCAGUGGCAUGAAUAUUAUCCCCAGUGCUGGAGAGAGAGCAUAU